CUCACAGAAAAUAACAUUGGCGAGAAAAAAAGCAAAAGGUCAAGUUUACGACUUAUUACAGCGAGAAAACUUAUCGCGAAUUCUAUUUCAAAAUUUACCAACGAAGAACUUCAAAAGGUUAUCGACAAUUUUCCUAGCAAUUAUGUUAAUUCCACAGAAAUUUCGACGACCUCGGGUCUUCAAAAUCACGUGCCUGAAGCAAAGGCAAACGUUCCAACAACCUCUAAUUCGGAAGAUAAGAUAAGUGAGGAAAUCUCACGCAGUGAGGAUGCUAUUGCAUCUAAAUCUUUAUCGAAAACCGAGCAUUAG
Dentiscutata erythropus is the source of this 309-nucleotide messenger RNA. The record is from the annotation of a GenBank genome assembly. NCBI's taxonomy places the organism in Eukaryota, Fungi, Glomeromycota, Glomeromycetes, Diversisporales, Gigasporaceae.